AUAAUGCAACCUGGCCUACCGAACGGUUCAAUGUCGCCGUUUCUUAAAGCGUGUUGGUGAAAGCCGUUCUCUCGUCGCAGAGAAGAAACAGACUGGUGGACACUCGUGUUUCUUUCAGCAGCAUGUCUGAAUAUGUCACAUUCCAGCAUGGCAGGUCUCGUUACGACCAGAACACAUUUUUUGGUCGGUUCAGGCACUUCCUGGAUGUGAUUGACCCGAGCACACUCUUUGUGACAGAGAAACGGCUGCAGGAGUCUGUGGAGCUGCUGGACCGCUUCAAACGAGGAACUCUGCCCCCAGGAGUGACAGAUGCUCAGCUUUGGCAAGCUCAAAAAAUAAAGCAGGCCAUCAUCCACCCUGAUACAGGGGAGAAGAUCCUCAUGCCCUUUCGGAUGUCAGGUUUUAUCCCAUUUGGCACACCAGUGGUUGUUGGCCUCCUGCUACCAAAUCAAACACUAACGUCAACUAUCUUCUGGCAGUGGUUAAACCAGAGUCACAAUGCCUGUGUGAACUACAGCAACCGUAACGCCUCCAAGCCGGCUCCAGUUUCCAAAUUCUUCCUGGGAUACCUCGGAGCAGUGACCAGCGCAGUCUCCAUUGCUGUCGGGUUGAACGUGUUAAUCCAGAAAGCCAGUCGCUUCAGCCCAACGACCAGGCUUUUGGUGCAGAGGUUCAUCCCCUUCCCAGCAGUGGUGAGCGCAAACGUCUGCAACGUGGUGCUCAUGAGGCACUCGGAGCUGUCGCAGGGCAUCAGCGUGCUCGACGACAACGGGAACGUGGUGGGAACGUCGAAAGUGGCCGCCAGGCACGCACUUUUAGAAACAGCUCUCACCAGAGUGGUCUUACCCAUGCCAAUACUGAUGCUCCCUCCCAUCAUCAUGGCUGUGCUGGAAAAGCUUCCUCUCCUGCAGAGGCGACGGAGACUCGUCCUGCCCGUCCACAGCGUGGUGGUCCUCGCCGCCUUCGGCUUGGCUCUGCCUCUCGCCAUCAGUCUCUUCCCACAGAUGUCCCAGAUCAGUGUGAAUCAGCUGGAGCCGGAGAUCGCCGCGGCAACGGAUUGUACGAUUGUGACGUACAAUAAAGGCCUGUGAGUGACCUCUGCAGCUCGACGCAUGAAGACGGGACCCGCCGCUCAUCAUGGUUCAGACCGCCCCGAGGCUGCCAGAGACUGAACCGUGGUAAACUUGGCUGUGGAGAGUUAGCAUACGUUUACAGAGAAAGGCAGAAGAUGUGUUGUUUAUGCCAAGGCCUGGCUUGUUAAAUAAGCAGUAACACAUGAUGACAUAUUGCGGUACAGGAAAAUAUAUUUUUGACACCUCAGAAAGUAUUAUCCCCGUUGUAGCGUGGACACUUAUGGAAGAAAUAAUACCAAACACUGAGCCACUCUAAAUGAUGUAUGGAGUAGCUCUGCCUGGCGUCUCUCUCUCUUUUUGAAUGAACAGGCAAUGAACUGAUUAACAUGAACAAACAGGAAGAAUAAGUGGAUGAAGGAGAGACACUGCAGGUGAAUAGGGUCAAUAUUUGAACUAAUGGAUACAACCAUGAAACCUCCCCAGUUGAUUACUUGCCUUAAUGCAAUUAUUUGUUUAAAUUACAUGUUUUCUGAAAUAUUAUGUUUUGAAUAUGGAAUUAUGCAUUAUCUUAUCAAAUAUGUGCUGAUUUGUGUUGACAUGUCAAAGGUUUUUACAACGGGAAUUGUAGAUGUCUCUUUGUAAAGAAUCCAUUAUCUCCAUGUUUUUAAAAAUACAAUGUUGUAUAAAUCAUGCUAUAAAUUAUAUAAGAACAAAAUCCUUUGUAAAAAAAAAAAAAAAAAAUUCAGAAUAUAGAUGGCAAUGAAACUGGAAAGUUUGAGCCAGAAAUCUUCCCAGAAGAUAAUGAGAAAAAAAUAAUUUUGGAUCGUAAAAGUCUUUAUUCACUACAUGUGAAUAGGGUAAAACAUUUCAACAUUUGAACGAGGAUAUAUCGCCAUUUAACUCCCCCAGUCGGUUACUUACAUUAAGACAAUCAUUUUUCUAUAACAAUUUUUUUUCUGAAGUAGGAUCGACAGACACAAAUGGACAAAGUAGUAAAAUAAACACCAACAUGUGUAUUUUGGAUAUUUUCUCUUCACUUGUCUCAAAGACAACCGUGUUAUGGAAGCAAAAUGGGUGAAACUCUUUGAAGGUUGCAUGAGUCCUGAAAGGGUAAAACAUAUUUGUUUCCUGGACAAUCCUCUUGCGACCCACUAGAUAAAUCUGGUGACUUCUUGUUGUGAACCACUGAUUUAAUGGAUGUAGCAAUUCAUCCAUAUGUAAACUUUCCCCAUUUGAAAUGUGCCCUUCCCGAUGCUGCCCCUUUUUAAAGCGUAAACAUUUCUUCUAAAAGCGUUCAUAACAUAUCUAUAUCUCUUUGGAAAUCAUUCAUUAACACAAUGUUGUGCUUUUUGUUAUUUAAAACCUCCUAAUUAAGUUACUAAUCCCAAUAUUUAGCUUUUUUUUUUUAUCUCACUGGAAUCAGUCAAACAAAUAUUUUAAAGUAUUUUUUAUUCGAGAAAUGUUUUCUUAAAGCACUAUUGUGAAAAUGCUGCUUUGUGUGUGUAUCUGCACUUGAUUUAUAUAAACUUCCUGUCUUCG
This is a messenger RNA of Cyclopterus lumpus (lumpfish), 2612 nucleotides long. RefSeq names its product sideroflexin 5a (gene sfxn5a). The record is from RefSeq and is a predicted model, not a curated record. Gene Ontology annotation, molecular function: monoatomic ion transmembrane transporter activity; citrate transmembrane transporter activity. Gene Ontology annotation, cellular component: mitochondrial inner membrane. The transcript is spliced from 14 exons. Gene Ontology annotation, biological process: mitochondrial transmembrane transport; monoatomic ion transport; citrate transport. The coding region runs from base 123 to 1091 and encodes 322 amino acids. Lineage: Eukaryota; Metazoa; Chordata; Actinopteri; Perciformes; Cyclopteridae.